AUUCAAUCAAAUAAUUAUUAAAGAUUAUUACAGAUACAAAAUAUUAUUAUAAUUAUUAUUGUUAUCUUCAGGCAGGAUAACAUAACACAAGCUUUAUUCAGCUUCAAGAUCCGUAUAAACAUUUAAUGGACAUUUAAAAGGCAAAUAUCUAAUCGAGACAAGAAAGAAGGCAGUUAGCGGAAGUGAAUUCACAGGCACACACAUACAUUGUAUUGUUUUUCUACGCUUUUUUCCCCUCCUCUUCACCGUAUCUCCUCGCAGAAAUUCCCAAAAUUCAAGAUGUAAAUCCUCGCUUGAAGAAAUCUGGACAAUAGAGCAUCUAGUGGAAAUAAUGUAAAUUUAAAAAAAGCUCCGCCUGUUCACACCAUCAAAACUAUCUACACACACAUAUACAUAUGUGUGUCUUUUUUCCUUCCUGAACAAAAUCCCAGCGUACUGAUUGUGUUUUUCUUCUUGUUUGCUUUCCUGUUAAGAGAAGAGGCAAACAGGAGAAAGAAACAGGGAAUAAAAAGAAUGCAACAAAUAAAAAAACGCAGAGAGAAAAAGUUUAUAAACCCAAAAAAAAUAAAACACACGCACACACAUACACACCUAUACACACAGCUAGACAGACAGGUAAUAAUAAUAAAUUAGAUGAAUGUAGAUAUUUUUAAAGUUACCAUUACUAUUAUAAAUGAAAGCGCGUGUGCAAAAACCGAAAAGACGAUUGAUUCUUAUUGAAAUAAAUAUUUCUACACGAGGAUGACUACUUUUCAGGUGUUAUCACAGCAAUAGAAUCUACCUGUUGUCUUGAUCUGUUUAUAGUCUUCGGUCGUUGGAUUAUUGUUAUCAUUAUUAUUAUGAUUAUUAUUAUUGAUAAUACUUUGGAAGAAUGAAAUUUUUGACGGAUUAUUAUUACUACUAUUAUUAUUAUUAUAAUUAUCAAAUGAAUUAGGAUAUUACAUUCAGAUUUCGAAGAAGUAUUUAAAUUUCAAUUGUUUUCAAAAGAGGCGCGAAAAGAAUAUAUAUAGUAUAUACAUACUUCAAAACACUACGUGGAUAUAUGUAAAUGGAAAUAUUAUUAUUAUUAUCAUUAUCAUCAAUAUUUUUAUGAUCACACCAUGGAAACCAUAUUCAUAGCAGAAAAAUUGUUACCUGGAAUUAAUACUCACAUUUAUUUAAUGUGGAAUGUUAGCAAGGCGUUUGGAUAGUUAUAAUAAUAAUAAUAAUAGUAAAAUUACUCUAUAAUGAAUAUGAAAAGUACAAUCUCAGAGUAUGGUAUACAGUCACCAGAAUCAGAGAAGACGACGGAUUCAAAUAAUAUUUCAGAAGCUGAAGACUAUGAAAGGCUGGGAUAUAACUAUGGAUGGGCGCGAAGUAGGAAAUUUUUAAAACAAUUGGUGAAGGAUAAUAUCGACUUAUCGUUAGUAGAAUAUGAAAUCCUACGACAUUCGAAGAAUAAAAGGCCAAAGUCGUGGAGACAGUGUUUUCUAGUGUGCCUUCGAAGUAAUAUCUUACAAAUAUUUAUGUCCAUAUUGGUACUACUUGAUGCAGGAAUUGUUAUCAGUGAAAUAGUUUUAGAAAUACAAUCACUUCAAACCUAUAAAAGUAAUUUUCGUUCCCAACUUGAAGAAUUUCGUCAUAUUGUAUGCACUUUAAUGUAUACUACUACACCAAAUAUUGAACUCCCCUAUCAAUGUUAUUCUGAUGAACGUGGAUUGUAUUUUGAAACAGCAAAUGCAAAAUUGCGUAAUGUCUCAAUGUACAAUAAAACCACUGCCGCUGCUGCUGCUGCUACAAUGGCUUCUACACAGAAUCAAACUUUUUCUAGUGAACAUGUAAAUCGUGUAGAAAUAUUCACAGAAGAAUCAAAUUAUACUAAUCCAAGUCCAAGGAUAGAAGUGACUGAUCAUCAUUCUAAACAUGGCAGUCAACUUGAAAAAGAUGAUGUAUUACUCAUGGAUAUAUGUAGUUUCUUAUCACAUUGGAAUAAAAUAUAUGGAUCAUCUAUAAAGUGUAUUUUAAAUCCUGAAGAAAAGCACCCUACGGAAUUGUUUUCGCAUUCAACCACAUCGAAUCAUUCAGACAUUGCUACAAUAACAAAUGCUCAUUUGGAACAAGAAAAAGAAGAAGAACAUUCAGUAACUUUUAACAGCUAUAAACAACGAAAUCUCCGGUCAAAACGUCCAUCUACAAUUUCCCCUGUAAAUAUUUCCAAUAUUCAUGAAGAUAUAUCUAUAAAUAGCAUAUUACCAUAUUUCAGUGGUGUACACUCUGAAGAAUUUUGUGGUGAUUCACAGAUGAAAACGCAUCAGAUUGGAGCAAGGGCAAUGCAUGAAGCCUCUGAAAUUUUGCAUUAUUUAAGUAUUGCAAUCACAGCCUUAUUCUUUUUAUGCGUAUUAUUAAAACUUGUUUGCCUUGGCAAAGAAUUUUUUCGAGAUACAAAUGAAUAUUUUGAUGGAGCAAUUAUAGUGGCAUCACUUGCUUCCGAUGUAUUAUAUGUCCGUUAUGUAUCUGAAACUGCAGCUGCAAUGGUUGUACUUCUGUUGUGGAGAAUUAUACGAAUAAUAAAUGCUUUAAUGAUGCAUAAAAAGCAACAGUAUGAAUUUCGCAUAGCAAUGCAAAAACGAUCAAGGAGGGUGAUGGGUAGAAAAAUGGAAGUUAUACGCACAGAAAAAGAAAUGCAAGAUAAACAUAUCUUAGCCUUAGAAAACUUGCUCAAAGAAAUGGGGGUUUCAAAUGAUGCAAUACGCAAAUGUAAACCCUUGUAUAAAAAAUGUACAAAAGAACAAACAAACAAUGCUUUGAAAUCAAUUGCAGCUUUAACAACAGGAUUUAUGGGUGGUCUUGUCGGUGCGCCAUCCCAUGUUCAAGGUGUUAUAUCAAGAUAUAGUAAAAGUAAAUUUUCUAGUACACAAAAUUUUACACAGUCUACAUUUUCACAGUCUGAAUCCUUCAGUGUUUUAUCUAAAUAUCAACGUGAAUCAGUGCCAAGAUUAGUACAUAUUCAAGUUCCUGGCAGUAAGUGUUUAAAAGAUCAUCGAAUAUGCAAUAAUUAUGGUACAAAUUAUCCUUUCAGUGAAAGUGAUCAAGUAACACUUGAUAUUAAAAAUUAUCGUACAGCACAAUCAACAUGUGAAGACAGUGUAGCAUUUGAUGAUGAAGACUUAUUAAAAAGGCCAAGGGCUUUAAGCUUAAAUCCACAAGAACAUUGGAGUUCACUUCAGGAUAAACAAUUUCGUUCUUUAUUAUUACAAAGUGAAUCUACAACAAAAUUAACAAAAAGUUCAAAUACUUUAAAAUACACAAAUGAUGAAGAUAUGAUGUGUGAUAAAACAGCAGAGAAGUCAUCACCGUCAAUAUUUCUAAGACAUACAUCAAAUGAGACAUUAAAUGAAACACUAUCAGUGAAUUAUUUUACUAGAAACACAAAAGGUCAUAAUAUUUUUUUAAAAACACUGCCAAAUUUAUUUAAAAAAGCCUUACAUAUAAAUAAACAUAAAACAAAUAUUUUAACAGAAGAAGAAGGUGAAACUAUUGAACAAGAAAGUUAUGAAAAAAGCGAGCGAAAAGAAGAUAAUGAAAAUGAAAGUUAUUCAUUGCAUGAAUUAGAACAAUCCAAUCGGAUAAACACUUCAUAUCCAUCACAUUCACAGACAACAUCAACUGUUCAAGAAGUAAUAGAAAUGGAUGAAACACUUCCAAUGAUUCAGUUAAGUGAAUCAAAUGGAUUUACAAACUCGACAACAGAUAUUAUUUAUAUGAAGGAUAAUAAACUUGGCAGUAAUACUAAUGGUGACUAUUGGAUUCAACCAGAUGUUGUUAUUAAAGGCAUGAAUUCAAAUUUAUCAGCUGAGCGGACACCAAAUAAUCAUAAUGUUAAUAAUAGUGUAAAUAAACAGUUGUCAUCAAAAUCUCCGCAUACAAAAAGCAAUGAAUUAUCCACCAACAGAAAAGAAUCUGAUGAACAGAUAUGGAUACUACAGCCUGGUUAUAUCUGGUGUCAGUCUGAGAACCAGGCGAAGUUGACUGUAAAGAAAGAAAAACAUCUUGCAACAAAGUCUCCACCAAAAGGGAAAUCACCAAUGACGAAAAUUAAACAAGUACUGCUCCGUAGUAAAUCACUACACAACAGCACAAAGACAGGGUCAUCGAAAAGUGCACAUAUUCAAACUUCUAACUAACUCUGCCUUUUUACACUGCACACACACACACACACACCCAGCCCCGUCGCCACGAGCGCCGCCCUCAAACAACCCAACACUCUGCUUCAAUGAAUUCAACAACUCAACAGAAGAAAAUCCACUUCAUCACUUCAUUACACUUUCAUGUUUUCAUUUGUUUUGGUUAUUUUUUCGGGAAUGGGGUUGGACGUUGUGGGGUGGGGUGGGGGGAAUUUCAUUUUUGAGUUUUCUUGUUUCCUUUUGUUAUGAGAAGCAAAAAGAUAUCUGAUACAACUAUUUUUUAGUUUUCACAUUACAGUAUAAUUAUUAGUAUUGUAUGCACAUACACACAGAGAGAUAGUGAGACAGAGAACUGUAGGUGAACGGAAAUGAAAAUACCAACGGAAAAAAAAUCAGUUGUUUUUACAAAUUUCACAGUUUCACAAGAAGAAAAAUGUGUGUAUUUCUGCCCACAAAUACGACUACAGCUAAUAUCAAUAAUAAUAAUAAUAAUAAUAGUAAUAAUAACGAUAGUAGUAACAAUCCUAGCAAUAAUACAAUUACAAAUACUAUUUUUGCAAUCACCUUACAUACAUUUCAAAUAUUCUGCGAAAUGUAAUGUAGUCUUAGUGUAAAUUGUAGGUCUCAUGCGACAUAGCCAUGCUGGCGGCUAAGCAAACUUAACUUCAUAUAAAGUUUGUUUAUUUCGAUUUUUACUGAAGAUGAUAAGGGCCUAUUUUCAGCUGGUAAUUAACUAUGGAGUAAGGAUGUACACAGAUAGUUUUGUGCAUAGUACAUUUGAAAAAAGUUGACCACAUGUGAAGCAAAACAAUCCCCCCCGCUCGACGUCUGUCUGAUUGGCUGUGAAUACCAUAGUUUCUUUUCUCAUUCAUUGUACUUAGGUCGCCUUAUGUAAACAAUUAUCAUGUAAGAAAACAAAGAAAACAAACGACAUAUUUUAGACUAAUCUAAUAUAAAGAAUACUGCUAUUAUUAUUAUUAUUACUACUAUUUUGAAAUUGUGUAGCUUAAAUAUUUAGAUGUGUUGACACAUUGAAUCACGCGGCACAAUUUAUUCAAUUUUCAACAUUAAAUUAUUCAGAGAAUUAUAGAUUACAUUUUUAACUAAACAACUCCAUCACAUUUUUUUUCUCUUGUAAAAAUACAAAACAAUCAAUGAGAAAGUUUAUACAUACAUGCAUAUAUUGUAAAGAGUUCAACAUUCUUCUUAUUCACUUAUCAGUUUGUAAAAUUCAUUUUAUUACCCUGAUUAAAUAUGAUUUCUAAACUGUGUUAUUCGUUUUUCCCGUAAGAGGCAUAAUACAUACUGACCUGAAAAAUUUUUAAAUUCAUUUUAGCUUACUGUAUAUUUAAUAAGUAGCAUAAAUUCUUUACCAG
Trichobilharzia regenti is the source of this 5539-nucleotide messenger RNA. The record is from the annotation of a GenBank genome assembly. NCBI's taxonomy places the organism in Eukaryota, Metazoa, Platyhelminthes, Trematoda, Strigeidida, Schistosomatidae.